GGUCUUGGCAGCCAUUUUUGUCGUUUAGAGGACUGACGGAAAACAGCAACCCUGCGCGAGUCACCGUUACGACAAUAAAGCUUAUUUUUGUUGUGUCAAACGGCUGUCGCAUCAAAAGGAGCAAAUAUGUUCUACACAUGUGGACCCAAUGAAGCCAUGGUGGUCUCAGGCUUCGGCCGCUCUCCUCCACUAAUGAUUGCUGGAGGACGAGUGUUUGUCAUCCCGUGUAUUCAGCAGAUCCAGAGAAUCACUCUGAACACACUGACUCUAAAUGUGAAGAGUGACAAAGUCUACACCCGCCAUGGCGUCCCCAUCUCUGUCACCGGCAUUGCUCAGGUCAAGAUCCAGGGCCAGAACAAGGAGAUGCUGGCCACCGCCUGCCAAAUGUUCAUGGGAAAGUCAGAGGCUGAGAUUGCCCAAAUCGCACUGGAGACCCUGGAGGGCCACCAGAGGGCCAUCAUCGCCCACCUGACUGUGGAGGAGAUCUACCAGGACCGUAAGAAGUUCUCCGAGCAGGUCUUCAAGGUAGCCUCCUCUGACCUGGUCAAUAUGGGGAUCGGAGUAGUCAGCUACACCCUCAAAGACGUCCAUGAUGACCAGGACUACCUCCAUUCUCUUGGCAAGGCCAGGACAGCCCAGGUUCAGAAGGAUGCCAGGAUUGGAGAGGCUCAGUACAAGCGGGAUGCUGUCAUUCGGGAAGCCCAAGCCAUGCAGGAGAAAGUGUCCGCUCAGUACAAGAAUGAGAUCGAGAUGGCCAAAUCCCAGAGGGAUUACGAGUUGAAGAAGUCCGCCUACGACGUUGAAGUCAACACCAAGAAGGCCGAGUCAGAAAUGGCCUACCAGCUUCAGGUGGCCAAGACCAAGCAGCGCAUUGAGGAGGAGAAGAUGCAGGUUCAGGUGGUGGAGCGCUCCCAGCAGAUCAUGCUGCAGGAGCAGGAGAUCGUCCGCAAGGAGAAGGAGCUGGCGGCCAAAGUCAAGAAGCCCGCCGAGGCGGAGAGAUUUCGUCUGGAAAAGUUGGCUGAGGCUCAGCGCCUGCAGCUCAUCAUCGAGGCUGAAGCCGAGGCCGAGUCCAUCAGAAUCAAGGGCGAGGCCGAGGCGUUCGCCCUGGAGGCAAAGGGCCGCGCUGAGGCGGAGCAGAUGGUCAAGAAGGCGGAAGCCUUCAAGCAGUAUGGAGAGGGAGCCAUGGUGGACAUGCUCCUGGAGAAACUACCACUGAUGGCAGAGGAGAUCAGCAAGCCUCUGACGUCAGCCCAGAAGAUCACCAUGGUGUCCAGCGGCGGCUCGGAUGUGGGAGCUGCCAAGUUGGCCAACGAGGUCCUGGACAUCAUGACCCGGGUGCCCUCGGCUGUGGAGAAACUCACUGGAGUGGACAUCUCCCAGGUCAGUGGGCAGUCCCUGCGUGUCCACUAAGACACCGUGGAGGAUCACACCUCCUCUCUCCGUGCCUCCGGAACCACUCUGGUGACUCCUACCAUCAAAUCGCAUGCAGGUGUGCCUCUACCGUGUCUCUAUCGUCUCUUCCUCCGCCAUUUCGUAUCUCUUCAUAAGUGCUGGUGUUUUUAUCGAUUUAGAUAAAUCUAUUUAGCUGGAAAUGGUUUAGUGUCUGCCUCGUUGCACCAAAAACAUUUGGUUGUGCCUUUUCAUCAACAAUGUGUCCUCACAUCUGCUUCAUGAGCGCCGCUAGCCUGUCAAAUAGAUCCAAAGGUUAUCCUAUGCACUACACAUUAACUGAGCGCCAAUGCUACACAUAGAGAGUAUUACUACCACACUGGAAAAAAAAGUACUUAUGUUUGAAAAGUAAUAAUUUGAACGAGAAAAAAGUGGUAGCAUUACCGGAAUAUUGAAUAUUGUCACAAUUUUAACUGGUGAAAAAGGUAAUAUUUGCAAGAACAAAGGCGUAAUACUCCAAUAGUCAUAAUUAUGAGUGGAGAAAGAAGAAAAAAAUGUUGUUAUUGAGGGGCAAGAAAGAUGGAAUAAAAUAAAUGACCAGAAUAAUGCUAUGCUUUUUAUCAUGUAAUAUUACAAUAAUAUAGUCUAAAAUAUAUUCCAUGAGAAAAAAGUCAAAAUAGUAGGACAAUAUGUACUAUUUACAUUUGCAAAAUUGCCAAAAUAGUUGCAAUAUUAUGGGAAUACUGCAAGCAUAUUCUGCAUAAUAUUACUAAAAAAUAAUGGUCAUUUAAAAAAAAAACAAUAACUGCGGUAUUGAGAGACUCAAAUAAUGUAAUAAUUGUUAUAACACUGAAGGAUUUAAAAAGCAUAUUUAGAGAAACAUCUGCUCUGACUAUUGAUUUUGAGCACUUAAAAUGCUGACAUUUUAGUUUCGUAAUAUUUGUUGUAAAAUAUCAACCUUAUCCUCGGAGUUGUUACCUUUUUUUGUCGAUUCUCAAUGUAGCUGUAAUAGUCAAUAUAAUUUGUGUUUUUGUGUGGUGUCUGAAAUUGUUAAAGCAGGUGGGAUUAGUGGUUUGCCAGCCAGAGACACGGUGGGCGUGAUUUAGGGACGGGGAGUGGGAGGUCUUGCAUUGUGAAAAGCAAAGGAAGUGUUGCUGGACGUCAACCAUUGCUAACUACAGCUUGAACUGUCGUGUAUGUUUGGUUAGCUUUGACUAAUUAUUCUCCAUGUUUGCAAGGAUGCUGACUAACAUCGAGGUCCUGUUACAUAGUUAGGUACCCAUAAAGCUGCAUGUCUGUUUUUUUUUUGUAAUUUUUAAAAAAGACUUUAUAAUGCUUUACUAACAAAUCAAAGCUGUAAUGCAUCUCGUCACCGUGAAGUGCCUGGUCAAGAUGAACUGCUAAAAAACAAACUAAAUCUCAGACCUCUUGUGUUCAGCUUGUCAGGGAAUACAUACAGUCAUGGAGGAAAUUAUUAGAACCGCCUUGUUUCCUCACUUUAAUGCCUGGUACAACUAAAGCUACAUUGGUUUUUACAAAUAUAAUUGAACUUAAGAGCGUAUAUUUAGCCAUGUCUGUUUUUUUUUUUUAUACUAGCCAAAAUAAACCAAAGUUCUUACAUCAAUAGCUAUGGCAUUGUACUGCAAAAAAAAAAAAACAACUGUGCUUUUUUUAGACAUUCCAUGUUGUCCUGUCCAACACACUUGUAGUAGUACCAGCCUUUUAAAAAAAAAACAAGGCUGUUCUCAUAAUUUCUUCCAUGACUGUAUCACCGUCUAUCCAACCGGUAUAAGCCAUAAUGCUGCCAUGUUAUUUGGAAUUUAACCCUUUAACUAAUCCUAUGUUUUGUUUUUUUUGUCACGUCAGAAAGAAGCAUUGCUGCAUGGUAUAGCCGCAAUAGUAUGAAAAUGGUCAGCAUUUAUCUGUAUUAAUAAAAAUGUGCUGUAUAAUUA
Molecule: messenger RNA, 3341 nt
Organism: Doryrhamphus excisus (bluestripe pipefish)
Lineage: Eukaryota; Metazoa; Chordata; Actinopteri; Syngnathiformes; Syngnathidae
Gene: flot1b
Product: flotillin 1b
Biological process (GO): positive regulation of endocytosis; positive regulation of cell-cell adhesion mediated by cadherin; protein localization to plasma membrane
Cellular component (GO): flotillin complex; cytoplasmic vesicle; plasma membrane
Molecular function (GO): protease binding
Source: RefSeq, a predicted model, not a curated record